AUGGAACUUCAAUUCAUUGAAAAAUCUGUAAAAAAUAUUACAGUCCUUCAAAAACGCAAAAUUAUCAAGUAUGUUUCGAUUCCUGAGGGAGUUCAGGAAGAUCAACAGGUAUGGUAUAUUCCAAUUACCCAGGAGGUUUUUACAGAAUAUGACGACUAUCUUUCAAGAAUGGACUUUUACAAUGAAAAAAUAUUUAUGUGUGAAAUAACGGGGCAUACAAAUAUGACAUAUUUUCAAGCAUACCAAUCUGAGCUUGUGCAUUCACAGGAUGUUGAAAAAACUUUCCCAGAAUCACUCAAAGAACCAGUACUAAGAAAAAUACAACUUUCAUUAACUACAAGAAUAGAUUAUUUAGUGGAUGAGAUAUAUGAUCAAUUUAAGAAAGAUUAUUAUCCUGGCGAGUCCUUAAUAUGCACUAUUGCUGGUGAAAAAUGGGAAGUACAGGUUAGAGAAAAAACAAAAUUUAAUGAAAUCAUAUCACCCAAUGGAGUAUUUCGUCCAGCACAUACCAAAUAUCUUGUAGAAAUGCCGGAAAAAUAUAAAAAGGAAGAUUCAAAGGAAGAAGUUGUCGAUGAAAAGAUCUUAAAUAGAGAACGAGGGUCUUUUACAAAAGCAAUCCUGCGCGCUUUUAUAAAGAAUGUUGUCAAAAAAGAAUCAUGGACAGGUGCACCAUGGAUCAUUAAAGAAGAAUAUGCAAAAAAAUUUAAAAUCGAAACAAUAUCUCCAAAACUUAGGAAAGAAGAAAUUGAAAGACAAUUACAUAAAAAGAAAAUGGAGAUAGAAGGAAUGUCAGGAAAACACAAUAAAAACUAUCCAUUAAAAUAUCCGAUUGAAGACUUAGACCUUGCGCCUACAUUAAAUGUUCCUCAUAGACCUGGACUUAUAUUUGAAACAUUAGUUAGUAAAAAUUCAAUAUCUGCAUUAUUAGAAACAUGGACAUUUUUAAACGUUUUUUGCGAACCUUUAAUUUUAGACUCAUUUACAUUAGAUGAUUAUAUUGAUUCCCUACAUUAUACCCUACUUAAUCCUCCUUGCGAACUGAUAAAUGAAACCCAUUGUUCUUUAUUAAAAUCUUUAGUAAGUGAACGUUCUUCUGCGUGUCUUUCAUCUUGCAUGUCUCCUUCAAAAAAGGAUAUUUUUAAUAGAAUAAAUGUUAUAAACAAUACUUAUAUAGGUAGUUUUGGAGAAAAUUGGAGAGAAUUACUCCAAAAAAGAAUAAUGCAAAAUGGAAAAUGGGUCAUAAUAGUAAUUGGAAUUAUGAAUGAGCUAUUAAAAAAUAGUUUAUAUCCAGAAAAAUACAACACAAUUCUUAAAGAAUUUAAUGUUCCUGAUAUAAAAGAAUCAUACUACACAAUAUACUAUAAUCUCAACUGUGACAAUAAACUUAGGAUUUUAGAAAUCUUAAUCGAACUAUGUUAUAAUACACCAAUGACACGAAAUUAUAUUGAAGAAUGUGCAGAAUCUAUAAUACAAGCAAAAAAAGAUAAACAGGAAUUAGUUAAAACAAGGAAACAAUAUUUGGAAAAAAUACGAGAAAUUAGAGAAGAGAUGCGGAAACUUUUUCCAGGUGGCAUUCCACGUUCAGAACAAUCAUCACCAUUAGAAGAACAAAUAGAUGAAGAAAUUGAAGAAGAAGAAGAAGAAAUGAAUGAUAACUUCCAAGGAGAUGACCAAUCUAUUGCAUAUACAGAAGAUAGUAUAGCAACGACAAUUAAAACAAGAUCAAGAUCAGGAGCAAACAAACGCCGAAAAACUUUUGAAGAACCUAAAACAAAACCACAGCCACUUGAUCCUAAAUCCUUAAAACAACAUGAAAAAUUGUCCCAAGAAAUAAAAAAAAUAAAACGACAAAUUCAAAAAGUAGAAGAAGAUAUGCUUAUUAGUGAUAUGAAUAUUCGUGAAGCAGAUGCUCAACGUGUUAGAGUACUUGGAUAUGAUAGAUUUUGGAAUAAAUAUUGGUGGUUAGAAAAUAAUGGAAUGCCAUAUUAUGGCAUGCCUGAUUCAAGUACUAGUUAUGCAGGAUAUGCUACUGGUAGAAUUUGGAUUCAAGGCCCUAGUCCAGAUAUAAUUGAGAAAUUCAGACAAGAUAAAGUUUUAGAACGAAAACAAAUUGAAGAAGGAGAAACACCUUUAGCAUCAUUUAACGAUUGGGGUUAUAUAGAUACACCGAAAAAAAUAGAAGAACUAUUAAAUUGGCUUAAUCCAAAAGGAAUCAGAGAAUUUAAACUUAAAAAUGUCAUUCGAGCACGUAUUAAUUUUAUCUAUCAAGCAAUGGAUGCGCGUCAAAAAUAUCUUUCUGGCGAGCUUACUGAAGCAAAACGAUCAACCAGAGCUACAUUAGGUGUAGAUUUUGAGCGAGAGAGAUUUUUAAACUGGAUUAAUUCAAAAGCAAUUGAACAAUUUGGGUGUGGUCAUUCACAUCUCCAAGUAAAAAAAGACCGUAUUCCAGCUAAAAGAAAAUAA
Pneumocystis jirovecii RU7 is the source of this 2463-nucleotide messenger RNA. RefSeq lists its product as uncharacterized. The transcript is spliced from 16 exons. The record is from RefSeq and is a predicted model, not a curated record. NCBI's taxonomy places the organism in Eukaryota, Fungi, Ascomycota, Pneumocystomycetes, Pneumocystales, Pneumocystaceae. Bases 1 to 2463 code for a protein of 820 amino acids.